AUGAGUCCUGAGAAUCAGACUUCCAGCAGGGAUUUCAUUCUUCUGGGACUGUUCUCUUCCUCCCGCACCAGCCUGGUCUUCUUCUCCUCUCUGUGCAUCCUUUUCAUCCUGACUGUCACAGAAAAAAACGCCCUCCUGAACCUGCUCAUCUGCAGGGACUACUGCCUCCACUCCCCAAUGUACUUCCUGCUCAGCCAUCUCUCCUUCAUGGACAUCUUGCACAUUUCCAACAUCGUCCCCAAAAUGAUCACCAACUUCCUGUCUGGCAGCAGAACUAUGACCUUCGCAGGCUGUGGAUUCCAGAUCUUCCUGUCUCCCAUCCUGCUGGGUGAAGAGUGCCUUCUCCAGAUGGCCAUGUCCUAUGAUCACUAUGUGGCCAUCUGCCAACCCCUGCACUAUGCCAUGCUGAUGAGUGACAGAGUCACUGUGCUCAUGGUAGCUGGGGCCUGGCUGGUGGGGACUCUCAACUCUGUAGUCCACACAGCCUACGUACUCCACUUUCCCUUCUGUGAGCCAGUGGUGAUUGAUCACUAUUUCUGUCAGAUCCCUGCCUUGAUGAGGUCAUCCUGUGUGGACACAUCACAGUAUGAACAAGGGGUUGAGGUUAGUGCUGUUAUUUUCCUGUUUACCCCUUUCUCCAUGAUCUCUGUAUCUUAUAUCAAAAUUUUGCACACUGUUUUGCAAAGUAAAUCCUCACAGGCCUGGAAAAAGUCCUUUUCCACCUGUUCCUUCCACAUGGUUGUGGUUGUCAUGUACUAUGGGCCACUUAUUUUCACAUACAUGGGACACAAGUCCUACCACAUUCCAGGCCAGGAUAAGUUCCACUCAAUAUUCUACACCACCCUCACACCCACCCUCAACCCUGUCAUCUACAGCUUCAGAAAUAAAGAUGUUCUGCAGGCCAUGAAAAACAUGCUCACAAGUAAUUUUUAUCAUAAAUAUUAA
This is a messenger RNA of Fukomys damarensis (Damara mole-rat), 945 nucleotides long. RefSeq names its product olfactory receptor 2AJ1. Lineage: Eukaryota; Metazoa; Chordata; Mammalia; Rodentia; Bathyergidae. The transcript has a single exon. The record is from RefSeq and is a predicted model, not a curated record. Gene Ontology annotation, biological process: G protein-coupled receptor signaling pathway. The coding region runs from base 1 to 945 and encodes 314 amino acids. Gene Ontology annotation, cellular component: membrane. Gene Ontology annotation, molecular function: olfactory receptor activity.